GUCGCAACGCGGAGGCCUCCGGUGUCUGGUCCUCGGGCGGGGAGGCGGCCGUCUGCUCAGGCCGCGAUGGCGGGCACCCCGGGGCCGGAGAUCCGGGAGAAGUUCCAGGCGGCGCUGGCCCUGUCGCGGGUGGAGCUGCACAAGAACCCGGAGAAGGAGCCGUACAAGUCUAAGUACGGCGCGCGGGCGCUGCUGGAGGAGGUGCGCGCGCUGCUGGGCCCGGCGCCCGAGGACGACGACGAGCGGGCUGCGGAUGACGGACCCGGCGACCAGCCCCUGGGCGCGGCCGAGCCGCGGGACGCCGAGGGCCCGGGGGGACAGCGGGCGCUGCGGCUCGCGGUGAUCGAGUUCCACCUCGGCGUGAACCACAUCGACACGGAGGAGCUGUCUGCUGGAGAGGAGCAUCUGGCCAGGUGCCUGUCGCUGCUGCGCCCCUUCCGCCUGUCGCUCGGCUGCGUGUCUCUCUACAUCCAGGCGCAGAACAACCUGGGCAUCCUGUGGUCUGAAAGAGAAGAGAUUGAGACUGCCCGGUCCUACCUGGAGUCAUCAGAAGCACUGUACAAUCAGUACAUGAAAGAGAUUGGGAGCCCGCCUCUUGACCCGACUGAGCAUUUUCUUCCUGAAGAAGAGAAACUUACUGAACAAGAGAGAUCAAAAAGAUUUGAGAAGGUUUACACUCAUACCCUGUAUUUCCUGGCUCAAGUCUACCAGCACAUGGAGAUGUUUGAGAAAGCGGCUCAUUAUUGCCACAGCACACUAAAGCGCCAGCUUGAACACAAUGCCUACCAUCCCAUGGAGUGGGCCAUCAACGCUGCCACACUGUCCCAGUUUUACAUCAAUAAGCUCUGCUUUAUGGAGGCCAGACAUUGUCUGUCUGCUGCUAAUGUUAUUUUUGGUCAAACUGGAAAAAUCCCAGCUACAGAAGACAAUCCUGAAGCUGAAGGAGACAUGCCGGAGCUCUACCAUCAAAGGAAAGGGGAAAUAGCGAGAUGCUGGAUCAAGUACUGCUUGACUCUGAUGCAGAACGCCCAGCUCGCCAUGCAGGACAACAUUGGAGAGCUUGAUCUUGACAAACAGUCGGAACUCCGAGCGUUGAGGAAGAAAGAGCUGGAUGAGGAAGAGAGCAUCAGGAAAAGGGCUGUACAGUUUGGGACUGGCGAGUUGUGUGAUGCCAUCUCUGCAGUGGAGGAGAAAGUGAGAUACUUGAGACCGUUAGAUUUUGAAGAAGCCAGGGAACUUUUCCUACUGGGUCAACACUAUGUGUUUGAGGCAAAAGAGUUCUUCCAGAUUGAUGGGUAUGUCACUGACCAUAUCGAAGUAGUCCAAGACCACAGCGCGCUGUUCAAGGUGCUCGCUUUCUUUGAGACUGACAUGGAGAGGCGGUGUAAGAUGCACAAGCGCAGGAUCGCCAUGCUAGAGCCCCUGACUGUGGGCUUGAACCCACAGUAUUACCUGUUGGUCAACAGGCAGGUACAGUUUGAAAUUGCACACACUUACUAUGACAUGAUGGAUUUGAAGGUUGCUAUUGCUGACAAGCUCAGGGACCCUGACUCACACAUUGUGAAAAAAAUAAAUAGCCUGAAUAAGUCUGCACUCAAGUACUACCAGCUCUUCCUAGACUCCCUGAGGGACCCAAAUAAAGUGUUUCCUGAGCACAUCGGGGAGGAUGUUCUCCGCCCCGCCAUGUUGGCUAAGUUCCGAGUAGCUCGUCUUUAUGGCAGAAUCAUCACUGCAGACCCUAAGAAAGAGCUAGAAAAUUUGGCCACCUCUUUGGAGCAUUACAAAUUUAUUGUUGAUUACUGUGAAACUCACCCCGAGGCUGCCCAGGAAAUAGAAGUUGAGUUAGAACUUAGUAAAGAAAUGGUCAGUCUUCUCCCGACAAAAAUGGAGAGGUUCAGAACGAAGAUGGCCCUGACUUAAGGGAAGGAAACACAACCCGGAGCAAUUCCCCUCCACCCCAUAGCGAGCCAGGCCUGGCUCUGUGGUCGCCUUCAACACCAGAGCUAGAGGAAGACACCUGAGCAUCAGAUGCAGUCAGGUACCUGAGUCAAUGCUAGGACUUAUGCAGCAUAGAGUUAAUGCAUAAUUUAUGCCUAAUUAUGUAAAUUGCCUUGCUAAGUGACAGGUGUUUUGCAUUUUCGAUCGCUUGUUUUCCUGUUUCAAUAUGAGUAUCUCCUGCCUUGACUUCUAACUGUUAUGUCCUCUGCUGACUAGUACUUGUUGGAUUUCACACUAGGAACAGCACGAGGUAAUGUGCCUGGUAGAAGAGCCUGUUACUGUGACGAAUUUGAGAAAGUCACUUCUAUAGUCAUUCUUUGUAAAAUACUUUCUCAAACUCCUAAAUAAAUCUUUCCCUUUUAAAAAUACUAAAAGCUUAAGUUAAUUAAAAAUGCUGUAAAAGGUCGGGCAGUGGUGGCACAUGCCUUUAAUUCCAGCACUCGAGAGGCAGAGGCAGGUGGAUCUCAGUGGGUUCAAGGCUAUCCUGGUCUACAAAGCAAGUUCUAGGACAGCCAGAACUGUUAACACAGAGGAACCCUAUCUCGAACCCCCCCCCCAAAAAAAGAAAAUUGUAAAAUGGCUUAUCUUAAUUGUAGGACAAAAGGCCUUGCACAUAAUAAAUUUACUUUUUUCAACUAAUAAA
Mesocricetus auratus (golden hamster) is the source of this 2641-nucleotide messenger RNA. It is a transcript of the gene Kifbp, whose product is annotated as kinesin family binding protein. NCBI's taxonomy places the organism in Eukaryota, Metazoa, Chordata, Mammalia, Rodentia, Cricetidae. The record is from RefSeq and is a predicted model, not a curated record. Gene Ontology annotation, molecular function: protein binding.